CUUCACGACCGACCGCGGCAAACAGUACUCUGGAGGAGAGGCUUGCUGCCCCUUUAAGUAACAAACGAUUAUAAGUAAACAACUUCAAUGUGGAUUUAUCGGAAUUUUGCAGGAACAUUUACCGUGAAUGUGAAGAUAAAUGCAGCUUAAUUCUGUGGAAUGGGGUAAUUUCUGGGUAGAGCACGAGAGGGUUACUUGCUAGCUGACUGGUUAGCAUCGUUCUCGCUAACUAAACAUGGUGGCCAGUGAACGAAAAGGGCUCUAAAAUAUUUAAGAAAAGCUUAUUGCUGAAUGGUGAGACAUUGUUGUAAUAUUUCUACACAUACAAAAAACAUUGGGUGGAUUUGCAGACUUCAAAUGCACUUUUCGGUUAAUCUGAAUAUCCAGAAAGGAGUCAAGCUGUCCCAACACAAUUAACAUGCCUUGGACCAUGGACAACCCGCUUGAAAAGUUAUUCGUUAUGUUCUAGAAUGUAUUAUACAUAAUUAGACGAACACAAACAUUGAACAACGAUGACUUCAAUUGCACAUAAGGGAUUUAUCUCGUGAAACACCACUCUCUCAAUUCCAAUGUGACUGGUUGUAACAUUGUUACUGAGUUGAGCUAAACGGCUACAAAAUAACCUUUAUUCUGCAGAGAAAUCAUUUGCGCAUCUGUGCUGGAAAUAUUGUUUCAUUAAGGAAAUUGUAUCAGAUUGCUUUGUUAAGAAAACAACAACUGUUUGGCAAACAUUUCUACUCGUACUCUGAGAACAUGUACUGCGAGACGUUAUGGAUUAUCACAUAAUCCAACACGCACACAAACCAGAAUUUGUGAAUUGGAACCGAGUGAUGAUUUUAAGAUACUCCACACAACAAGACAUUGUUUACCUUCGAUAGAAUUUAGAGGACUUGCAGAGAAAAUUACAUGGAGACUCGUCUGACAUGCCAAGGAAGGAGCUACCACUACCAGAGGGUUGGGAAGAAGCCCGGGAUUUUGACGGGAAAGUCUACUAUAUCGACCACAUCAAACACGCUACUAGUUGGAUUGAUCCAAGAGACAGGCAGACUAAACCUCUGACAUUUGCUGAUUGCAUUGGAGAUGAACUGCCAGUGGGUUGGGAGGAGGCCUACGACCCCAAUGUCGGGGCCUACUAUGUGGACCAUAACACAAAGAGCACUCAGCUGGAGGACCCACGGGCCCAGUGGCAGCGGGAGCAGAAGGUCAUGCUGCGGGAGUACCUGGAUGUGGCCAAGGACGCGCUGAGUGCCCAGAAGGAGAUCUACCAGGUGAAGGAGCAGCGCCUGCGCCUGGCCCAGCAGGAAUACCUCCAGCUCAACAACACCUGGAGGGACAAGUCCACCUCCCAGACCAGCUUGAAUUCCAGAUCAUCCUCCAGCAGUAAAUAUGACCCAGAAGUCCUCAAAGCCGAGAUAGUCACUUCCAAAAGUAGGGUGAAUAAGCUGAAGAGGGACCUAGCCUGCAUGAAACAAGAGUUGCAGUACAAAGAGCAGGGCUUUGAAACGCUGAAAGAGAUCGACCACAAGGUGUCCAGCGCACCUUACGGUGUCAAUCUUCACGAGGCGCAGGCCAUCCUGAAUGAGGUGAAGUCCAUCCGGGAUGCCAUCAGCUCCGGGGAGAAGGAGAAACAGGAGCUCAUGCAGAAACUAGCAGUGCUUAAGGAUGGCUUCCAGCUGGACUCAGUGGGUUCUCAGUCUGACCUGUGGGGCAGCAGCCCCUCCCUGGCCAACUCUGAGCUGUUCAUCCCUCGCCUCUACUCCGAAGCCGGAUCCCAGACCAACAUACCUGCUGAGUUUGUGACAAACACCAACAACUUGGCAGAGAAGGUGCGACUGAGCCUGAAGUAUGAAGAAGCAAAUAGAAGGAUUGCCACUAUCGAGGUGCAGAUAGCCAAGCUGGACAGUGAGGCGUGGCCGGGGCUGCUGGACCCAGAGCGAGACCGCCUCAUCCUCAUCAACGAGAAGGAGGAGCUACUCAAGGAGCUGCAGUACAUCAAGCCCUGCAAGAAAGCGCCCAAUGACCAGGAGAAGAUAGAGACAGAGAAGAAGAGGCUUGAGAGAGACCUGCAGGCUGCCAGGGACAACCAGAGCAAGGCUCUGACCGAGAGAUUGAGGUUGCACUGUAAGAGGAACAAGCUGGUGAGAGAGCUGGAGGAGAUGGUUCGCCUGGCAUCAUCACUACACACUCAGCUCAAGAGUCUUUCGGCCAGCACACUGUCGUGUUCAUCAGGCAGCAGCCAUGGCUCUCUGACCUCCAGCCGUGGUUCUUUAGCCACCACGUCCUCCCUGGGCUCCACCUCCUCCCUGAGCUUCACAGAUAUCUACCUGGAGCAGCCUGAGCUGGGAGACCCUGACUUCCAGAACAAACUGGACUCCCUACUGCAGGAGGGUGGCCCGGGGGUCAGCUACCGGCCCUCCAGCUCCAUCACCACCAUCCACGAACAUGAGGUGGUCCCCGGAAAAGUGUCCGGAGAGAGAGCGGGCGAUAAGGGGGGUAUUGUCGGUGGGGGAGCAGAGGCCAGAACCAGGCUACAGGCGCUGAGACUAUCAGAGACACCGAGGUCGAUGAGUUCACUGUCACCGAGGUCUUCGCUGUCGUCGCUCUCACCGCCCUGCUCGCCACUGGUCACAGACUCCAUAUUCCUCUCUGGUGAGAGGUUUAUGGGGCCGGGGGGCCCUGGUGGGGGGCUGGACAUGGAGCUGCAUAGCAGGCUGACAGAGCUAGGGCUGGGGCUAGACAGGGAGGAGCAGCAGCACCGUGGAGGGGUGGAGCAGGAUGCCACUAUCAUAGCUGGAGAGAUGUUUAAAGAUGCCAUAGUGCAGGUCAGAGGUACGGCAGGGGCGGGGCCUAGGAAGAUGGGCGUGACGUCAGCAGUGUCUGAUGAGUCGGUGGCGGGUGACAGCGGGGUGUACGAGCCCUCAGAGAGGAGGUCAGUCCUCCCUGCAGAGCUGCUGCUGGGCUGUGAGGAGAGGGGAGGACCACUAGGCUGUGCCCAGGUCAGGCUGGGCCUGAAGUACGAGGUGAAAGACGAGCGCUUCACUGUGUUCGUCAUGCAGCUCUCCAACUGCAGCGCCCUCGCCCUGCCACCAGACCACAAAAUAUACAUCCGUGUGGUGGUGCUCCCGUGCUCAGAGCCCACCUGCUGCCUCUUCCGGACGCGCGGCUCUCUCCCACAGGACACCGUGGAGGUCAGCGAAGUCUUCGGUGUCCAGAUGGCCCACAAUGCCCUGCGGCAGAAGACCCUGAGGGUGGACAUCUGCCACACCAGGCCGUCUGGCCGCGAGGAGUGUCUUGCUGGUGCUCAGAUAAGCCUGGCUGAUGUCAACACCUCUGGGGAGAGAUGUGUCAAGUGCUACAACCUCCUCAGCUACUCCUUCAUGCCACAGAUCAAUAGCAAGGACAAAAAGACCGGGACGACUACACAGUCUGAAAGGAGCUCUGUCCCCACCACAGAGAGAGUAGCAGGCAGUCUGGAGGGUGCAUCAGAGGAGGAUGAAUGUGUUUCAACCCUCUACAGGCACAGUGAAGAGCUGGAAGGAGAAGGGUUUGAAGACGAGGAAGACAACAACACAGAGGGUGCGGGGCCUCUAGAGGAAGAGGAGGGGCUAUAUCCUGACAGUAGCCAAUGGGAGGGAGAGGAGGUGACAACCAAACCGACUCAAACAGGAACCAUGGCGGAGAGGGUGAACAAGGAGACCAGUACCGGCCACCACCACCACCAUGCCUCCUCCUGGGUGGUCCGGCCCAAGGAGCGUCGGCCCCACGAUGUGCCCCAGCAGAAUCCCUUCAUCCGGGGCAACGCCAUCAUCCGCUCCAAGACCUUUUCCCCUGGGCCCCAGAGCCAGUACAUCUGCCGGAUCAACCGCAGUGACAGCGACAGCUCCACUCUGUCGAAGAAGUCUCAGUUCGUCAGGAACGCAUCAGAGAGACGCAGCAUGCGCAUGAAGAAGCCGCCGGUGCGGGGCCUGGACGGGCUGUUGCGGACCAGUUUGGACCUGGAGCUGGACCUGCAGGUGUCCAGGACUUGCCACACGCGACUGGCCCAGGAGCUGCGGGUCCUCAGGGAGCUCAAGGAGCAGCUGGAGAGGGCCCGGCAGCAGGGCACCAGAGACCUCCCCACCUGGGUGCAGGACGACGAGCGCUUCCGUCUGCUGCUCAGACAGGCCGAGAAACAGACCCGUGAGGAGCAGCUGCAGGAGCAGAGGGUGGAGAAGAUGAUGCGUGCUGCGGCCAAGGACGUCCACAAGAUCCGAGGCCAGAGCAGGAAAGAGGUGCCCGAGGUCCAGUCCUUCAGAGAGAAGAUGGCCUUCUUCACUCGAGCAAAGACCAACAUCCCUGAUCUGCCUGUCGACGAUGUGUAGCGCAUUUAAAGUAUUCCACAGUCUUAACUGCUGUUUCCAAGGAGAUGACUCUGACGCAGACUUCUGGUGGUAUUAUGAAGAAUGGAGAAUAAUAAAAUAAUCAUGUAUAGGAAAAAAUACCAUCACAUCUUUUUAGAUCUCAAAGUUGCUAAUCUGUAUAGUUUUUUUAUUAGCAACUAGAGCAUUGUUUUAUUUUCGUCCUCCACUCUCUCUCUAGCAUUAUUGUUACUGUUACCAAUAAGUGGUUGUUGGAAGCGACCUUUAGAUGUUUUAUGGUAAAAUCGUCAUUCCAAUACACACCAGCCCUUUCUGUGUGAAAUUUGAAAAGAUUGUGAAGAGAAAUGCUGUUCUGUUCAUUAGCCAGGACCACUUACUCGCUGUAAUCUAAGAUGUGAAAAUAGACCCCCAGAGGUACUUUACUUGAACAUUAUUUAUAGUGCAACAAAUCUACAAAAUCAAUAUUCUGAUUGUAUGAUGGUGUACUAUGACCGAAUGUGUGGUUGGUUGUACAGUAUACUGAAACUGUCUGUCUGUCCCUAGUGGCAUUGUCUUUUCCUAUUUCUGAACACACUACUGUAUAUGGCAUCAGUGUCUGUAGUACCAGUCAGACCAUCUAUACUGUACUUUACUGUACAUGGCUCUUGUAGUAACUAUCUCUCAGCAUUGUGUAGGAACUGCACUAACUCUCACGUAUACUCAGGUAGUUUAUCGGAUAGUUUGUGCACUUUUAAAAUAGGAAUCUAAAAAAGAGGAUGGAGGCGUUGAAGAAGUGGGAGGAGUACUCCACUUCAGGCUGGAGUGAUUGUUGAAUCACCGCUUAACGAAGCACAUGAUUGUGAAAGACAAAAGAAGUGGAGAAGAUAACUCUUGUAUUUUAAUGAAGAUAAUUGCUGGCGAUAAACUCCCCAUUGACUGCAUGAUUUAAAACGGUAGUGAAGUGAUCCAAAAACUGCGAACUCCCAAGUAUAUCUUAGCUUAAAGUCUGAUCAUUUUUCCCACUCUCAUCCCUUUUACCCCCCUCCCUUAAAUUCCUUGUAACUGGACAUUUACAUUUACAUUAUUUAGCAGACGCUCUUAUCCAGAGCGACUGAUGGGGGGGGGUAGAAGGAUUAC
Messenger RNA from Coregonus clupeaformis (lake whitefish), 5474 nucleotides. Its product is annotated as protein KIBRA. Gene Ontology annotation, molecular function: molecular adaptor activity; kinase binding. Gene Ontology annotation, cellular component: cytoplasm. The record is from RefSeq and is a predicted model, not a curated record. The transcript is spliced from 22 exons. Bases 924 to 4361 code for a protein of 1145 amino acids. Gene Ontology annotation, biological process: regulation of DNA-templated transcription; cell migration; regulation of hippo signaling. NCBI's taxonomy places the organism in Eukaryota, Metazoa, Chordata, Actinopteri, Salmoniformes, Salmonidae.